AUGACCGAAGAAAUCGAGUCCCACAUAAUGCAGAAGUAUGAAGUAUUACAGAAAAUGGGGAAAGGAGCAUAUGGAGUAGUCUGGAAAGCCAUAGAUCGAAAAACAAAAUAAACUGUAGCACUCAAAAAAGUAUUUGAUGCAUUUCAUAAUGCCACUGAUGCACAACGCACAUUUCGAGAAGUCAUGUUUUUACAGGAGAUGCUCCACGACAAUGUUAUUCGAAUGACCAAUAUUCAUCGAGCAGAUAAUAACAAAGAUCUGUAUAUUGUUUUCGAUUUCAUGGAAACAGACCUCCAUGCUGUAAUUAGAGGAGGAAUCCUCGAAGAAAUACACUAGAGAUAUAUUAUCUAUUAAAUACUCAAAGCAUUAAAAUACAUUCACUCUGCUGAAAUCAUACAUAGAGAUCUUAAACCAUCAAACGUGUUACUCGAUGCAGAAUGUAAUGUCAAAGUUGCAGACUUCGGCCUAGCUAGAAGUCUACUAAAUCAAAUCGAUGAAACUUCCAUUCUGACUGAGUAUGUAGCAACUCGCUGGUAUCGAGCUCCUGAAAUUCUCCUUGGAUCCACCCAAUAUACCAAAGCUGUAGACAUGUGGUCAGUUGGUUGCAUCCUGGGAGAAAUGAUUAAUGGCAAACCUAUCUUCCCUGGUAGUUCCACACUCAAUCAAAUCGAAAGGGUUCUUGAAGUCAUAGGCAGACCAACCACCUCUGAAUUGGAAAGUGUCUAAGCACCCUUGGCCUCUCAAAUCGUCAACAAUAUUCCUAAAGGCUAGAGAAUUGGAUUUACAAACUAUUUUCCAAAAGCCACUCCUCAAGCAUUGGAUUUGAUUAGAAGAUUGCUUUCAUUCAAUCCUUCACAAAGGAUCUCUGUAGAAGAAGCCUUGAGACAUCCAUAUGUAGGUGCAUUCCAUCAUGAUAAUCAAGAGAGCACUACAAAUCCAAUUAUCAUCUCUAUGGAUGAUAACAAGAAAUUUAGUAUCAAAGAGUAUAGAGAGGCUUUGUACUUAGAAAUUAGUAAGAAAUAUGAAACCAAAUAUGAGAAUAAAUUUGAGAACUAAUUCAAAAGCACUGAUCAAAAUCAAUAAGAAAGAAAAAGAACUUAAAGUUUUUAACAUGCAUCUAAAAAACCUAAUGCUCCAUCUAAUUCUACUCUUCCUAGUGAAUAACCUAUAAUUAAAUAGCAAGAUCCUAAUGUUUAACAACAUGUUUCACAAAAUUACCUGAAAGAAUACUUGUCAAAUUGUAGUAAAGAUUAUUUAGGAUAAUAAUAAUAAUAAAGUGUCAAUAUGAGCAAGGAAUUUAUUAGUGGCCAAUUAUGUAAAGAAAUGAACAAAGAAAACUAAAAAUCUAAAAAUGUCGUCGACAUUUCAAUCAAUAAAAUAGAACGUGAUAAUUCAAUUUCCAAAAAAUAAAUUAUGUCUCCUUGGACUUAACCCAAUCAAAAACCUUAGAUCACAACUCAACAAUAGAGACCUCCCUCUGUUAGUGUUUAUGCUACUUUAAAUUAGGCCUCUUCAAAUCAACUGAAAUCUUAAAUACCCUAAUAACUACAGAACAAUAAUGCUGCUGUUGCGUAGAAGAGAAUCAGUGCAAAAAUGCCUACCAGUGGUACAAGCACAUCUUUUUAUAUUCCCUCUGAUAAAGCCAACUCUAGUUUCAAUUAUGGUAAGAAAAUCUCCAAAGAAAAUAGUUUCUUAGGGGAUCAUAAUAUCUCCACCCAAUCUAAUAUCCCUUAGCCAUAAUAAUAAUAGAUGCAUUAAAAAACAAUGAGCAUGAACUAUCAGACUUAUUUAAUGCAAAAGGGCAUUUCUGAUUAAAGAAGCAAAUAAACAAUAGUUAAUCAUCAAAGAACUUAGUCUUAAUUAGGUGCUAAUAAUAGCGUGUUAAUCAAUCGAUGUAAGGAAUUCCUUCAGAACAUGUAGGCUAUUAAAAAAUGA
This is a messenger RNA of Paramecium tetraurelia, 1935 nucleotides long. RefSeq lists its product as uncharacterized. Lineage: Eukaryota; Ciliophora; Oligohymenophorea; Peniculida; Parameciidae. Gene Ontology annotation, molecular function: MAP kinase activity; ATP binding. Gene Ontology annotation, cellular component: cytoplasm; nucleus. Gene Ontology annotation, biological process: protein phosphorylation; intracellular signal transduction. The record is from RefSeq and is a predicted model, not a curated record. The transcript has 3 exons.